Molecule: messenger RNA, 1175 nt
Organism: Microdochium trichocladiopsis
Lineage: Eukaryota; Fungi; Ascomycota; Sordariomycetes; Xylariales; Microdochiaceae
Product: Manganese/iron superoxide dismutase
Exons: 2
Coding region: 184-1095 (303 amino acids)
Biological process (GO): superoxide metabolic process
Molecular function (GO): metal ion binding; superoxide dismutase activity
Source: RefSeq, a predicted model, not a curated record
AGCUUCUGAGGCCAAAGACACGACGGCGCCCAGCACGUUGCCGCACUCGAGACCACGCCGGCGACCACGAGCGAGCCACGGCAAUACGACCGCUUCGCCCCAUCGUGCACAUUUCGGACAGCAUUCAUAUCUACAGUCGUCACGCCGGCGACCAACAGCCACAUUCACCACAUCACAGUCAAUAUGUUCCGACCUAGAUUAAGGAUACCGCGCGCAGGCGGUCUUGCCCAGCGUAUUGUCGCUCCCGCCGCCGCGCCCGCUCGCUCAAUACACCAGAUCCCGCACAAUGUGACGCACAAGUUUAGCCCCGAGGAGGGCGUGCCUGGCCUGCUCACCGCCGACGGAUUCGACAUUGCGUGGACGCAGCACAUGACGCUGAUGAUGGAGAAGCUCAACGCCCUCACUGCCGGCACCGACUACGAGCAGAUGGACGUCCAGCAGAUUGUCAAGCAGACCGCCCGGCAAGCCCACGAGGCCUCGAUCUUCAACCACGCCUCCAUGGCUUUCAACAACCACCUCUUCUUUGAGGGCAUGCGCAGAGUCGACUUCCCCGAGGACGCCGUCGAGCCACCUGCGAGCAACAUGUCCGAGAAGCUCCAGGCCGAGAUCAAGAAGAACUUCAGCAGUGUCGAGACCCUUCGCCGCGAGUUCAUCGCCACCGCCCUCGCCAUGUUUGGGCCCGGCUUCAUCUGGCUCGUCAAGAACUCGCGGUCGACCGAGUGGCGCAUCCUGACGACAUAUCUGGCCGGCAGCCCUCUGACUGCCGCCCACUGGCGUCGCCAGCCGGUCGACCUCAACAGCCACGGCAGCGACCUGAGCGACGAGAUUGUCGGCAGCUGGCUGGGCCGCACGCAGGCCGCGACCGGCGCCACGAGCGCUGGCCGCUUCGUCAAGGACCACACCGGCCCUGGCGGCAUCGAGGUCACGCCCGUCCUGUGCCUCAACACGUGGCAGCACGUCUGGCUGCGCGACUACGGACUCGGUGCUGGAGGUCUCGGCGGCAAGAGACAGUUCGUCGAGAACUGGUGGCACGUCAUUGACUGGCAGCGGGUGGAGGAGCUUGCUGACCUGAGCGGCCGAAACAACUUCAAGUAGACGGUGUCUGUAGGGUUGGAAAACAAGAGGGGCGACUUGGUUGGGUUGGAGGGCUAUAGCCCGGAACUGUGCCUGCGUGG